Coregonus sp. 'balchen' is the source of this 40264-nucleotide messenger RNA. NCBI's taxonomy places the organism in Eukaryota, Metazoa, Chordata, Actinopteri, Salmoniformes, Salmonidae. The record is from the annotation of a GenBank genome assembly.
AUGUCCGAGACGGGCAGCCACGGGGGCUCGUCUGAGCAUGAGGUCAACACACCCCUGGUGCUCAUCAGCCCCGCCUUCAAGAAGAAAGGUAAGCACUCUCAUUGGCUCUCCUGUUAUCCCCCCCCCUGUCUGUCUGUCUUGCUGUCGGUGAACAAGUAGGCACAUGCACACCGGUGUUCAAAUCCGUAUCACAACACACAUCCACAAUAGUAUAGUGAAAAUCCGUUUACAUUUGUUUUCACCUAUGAAAAAUUUGGUUAAGUGAGGAUUAACAUCACUUUUGUUAAGUAAGGGCCUACUCCAAAGCGCCUGUGCCACACACACACACACACACACACACACACACACACACACACACACACACACGUUCACGCCUGGUUAAAUAAAGGUUAAGAAAAUACACGUUCUCUCUCUCACACAAACAUACACACAUGGCCAUCUCUCAGCUGAGCUCUCACACUGUGAGAAGCGGUGAUGUCUUGGCAAUGUGUUAAGAGGGGCUCAUUAACGUCUCGCCGCUCUGUGACGAACGUGUUGGAGGCCGUCGGUGUGAAUGUGAUAAUUGUUUCUAUAUUCGCCACGUCUAUUUCUAGAUCACUCCUCAUCUACAUGGGUUUAUUUCAGGUGGAUAAAAUUUUACUGAAAGACUGGCUGAGAAAUGAAGUGUUGGCAGAAACAUGAUGGACAGGCUGGUACAGUAACUUGUACUGUAGGACCUCAGACACAUGAUGGACAGGCUGGUACAGUAAGUUGUACUGUAGGACCUCAGACACAUGAUGGACAGGCUGGUACAGUAACUUAUACUGUAGGACCUCAGACACAUGAUGGACAGGCUGGUACAGUAAGUUGUACUGUAGGACCUCAGACACAUGAUGGACAGGCUGGUACAGUAACUUAUACUGUAGGACCUCAGACACAUGAUGGACAGGCUGGUACAGUAACUUAUACUGUAGGACCUCAGACACAUGAUGGACAGGCUGGUACAGUAAGUUGUACUUUAGGACCUCAGACACAUGGACAGGCUGGUACAUUAAGUUGUACUGUAGGACCAGACACAUGAUGGACAGGCUGGUACAUUAAGUUGUACUGUAGGACCAGACACAUGAUGGACAGGCUGGUACAGUAACUUAUACUGUAGGACCUCAGACACAUGAUGGACAGGCUGGUACAGUAAGUUGUACUGUAGGACCUCAGACACAUGAUGGACAGGCUGGUACAUUAAGUUGUACUGUAGGACCAGACACAUGAUGGACAGGCUGGUACAGUAAGUUGUACUGUAGGACCUCAGACACAUGAUGGACAGGCUGGUACAGUAAAGUAUACUGUAGGACAUCAGACACAUGAUGGACAGGCUGGUACAGUAAGUUGUACUGUAGGACCAGACACAUGAUGGACAGGCUGGUACAGUAACGUAUACUGUAGGACCUCAGACACAUGAUGGACAGGCUGGUACAGUAAGUUGUACUGUAGGACCUCAGACACAUGAUGGACAGGCUGGUACAGUAACUUAUACUGUAGGACCUCAGACACAUGAUGAACAGGCUGGUACACUAACUUACACUGUAGGACCUCAGACACAUGAUGGACAGGCUGGUACAUUAAGUUGUACUGUAGGACCAGACACAUGAUGGACAGGCUGGUACAGUAAGUUAUACUGUAGGACCUCAGACACAUGAUGGACAGGCUGGUACAGUAACUUAUACUGUAGGACCUCAGACACAUGAUGGACAGGCUGGUACAGUAAGUUGUACUGUAGGACCUCAGACACAUGAUGGACAGGCUGGUACAGUAAGUUGUACUGUAGGACCUCAGACACAUGAUGGACAGGCUGGUACAGUAACUUAUACUGUAGGACCUCAGACACAUGAUGGACAGGCUGGUACAGUAAGUUGUACUGUAGGACCUCAGACACAUGAUGGACAGGCUGGUACAGUAAGUUAUACUGUAGGACCUCAGACACAUGAUGGACAGGCUGGUACAGUAACUUGUACUGUAGGACCUCAGACACAUGAUGGACAGGCUGGUACAGUAACUUACACUGUAGGACCUCAGACACAUGAUGGACAGCCUGGUACAGUAACUUAUACUGUAGGACCUCAGACACAUGAUGGACAGGCUGGUACAGUAAGUUGUACUGUAGGACCUCAGACACAUGAUGGACAGGCUGGUACAGUAACUUAUACUGUAGGACCUCAGACACAUGAUGGACAGGCUGGUUACAGUAAGUUGUACUGUAGGACCUCAGACACAUGAUGGACAGGCUGGUACAGUAAGUUGUACUGUAGGGCCUCUGACACAUGAUGGACUGCAGAGCUCAUGUUCUGGAUUGUCCUGUCAACUCAACUGGCAGAAUUAAUCUUGAGCUAAAAACAGGACACAGCAUUAAUAAAAUAUACAUUUUUGAAUGGAUUUUGUUUUGUUUUAAAGUGUGCUACAUAAAGUGAAUUAAUCAUUGUUAUUAAAGUAUGACGUAGAGGAGUAGGGGAUUAGAGGAGUAGGGGAUUAGAGGAGUAGGGGAUUAGAGGAGUAGGAGAUUAGGGGAGUAGGGGUUGAUUGGAGAUGCGGUACAUAAAUUAUGUUCUGCUCCUGUGACUUCUCACUUCAUUUCUCAACUGUGUACGUGUGUGUGUGUGUGUGUGUGUGUGUGUGUGUGUGUGUGUGUACACACGCGUUUGUCUGUCUGUCUUGUGCAUGUGUGCCUCCUUGCGCGCUCUUGUUUCUAUGUCCUGAGAUACUCCCUCAAACUAUCUCUUCUCUCUACUCCUUAUAAACAGUAGGGAUGGAGAAACAGUCAACAGUCGAGCAGGUGGACCUAACCCCGACCCUGGCUCUUGGUCUGGGCCUGCCCAUCUCCCAGAACAGCGUGGGCCGACUCAUCCAGCCCGUGGUAGAGGAGGCCUCGCUCAGGGACCAGCUGCGCUUCCUGCACCUCAACGGCCACCAGCUGAGCUACCUGCUGAAGGACAGCAUCCCAGCCUAUGAGAAAGGUAAGAGGGAAUAGUGUGGGUCAGUGCAGUGGUAGUGCCAGAUCAGAGCAAGGCUAAAUCAGCUUCCAGCCUCCCAAAGCAACAGAGUUGUCCGUGUGUACUAGAGCUCUUCACGGGUCCAAACAGAUGGACCCGUUCCGAAAUGAAUCCGUGGCUUUCCCACCCAACCCGAUAUGCAUAAAUAUAUAUAUUUUUUAAAGGAGACCAGUUCCGAAUGGACCCAAGGACAGUCAGAUCCGUUCCAAAAUGGCCCGUGGAAAAACACGCAAAUGGACCCGUGUUGGUUUGGAUCCGAGAGUAGAACGAGAGAGAGAAAGAAACCUCUGCCAACAAUUAACAAGCGAUAUUGGCCAAAUGAUCGAUCCACAGUUACAUGUCCUUAAAAACUACCAAAUGACAUAUAACAAACUACAAACAAAAUAUUAUGUGUUUCGAUGUGUAGCAUAAUCAAAACUGUAUAGCUUAUUGUUUUAUUGGUUUUUACUUUCCUAAAACAAUAAUUGUUCACCUUACGGUUCAGCUGUCAGAGAUUUGAGCGCUUAAUGUAUCAGGGCAUUGCAUGCAUUUAUGUCUAUAGGCCUAGCUUCCACUGUAUGAUAUUAAUAUUAAAGGAAGAGAAGCUUAGGCCUAGCCCUAGAGAGAAUAAAGGAGCAACUUUGGUAGGCCUAAAGCAUCUUUCCUGACCUCAAGCCUAUACCACACCAAACCUUCACAAAAGUUUCUUAACUUUAUUAGAGUAAUAUCAAAGUAAGUCAAGUCAUUGUUUAAAGGUAAAAUACAAACUGUAGGCAUACCCAACAAAUGACAGCAAAAGGCUAAUUAUAUUUAUUUUACGUCAGGCCUACUUUAAACUUUUAUCUUAAAUUAAAUACAGAGCACAAAAUUAAAAAUACAUUUUGAACUUAAUUUAGCCAACGAAAAUGUCUCAACAAAAUGAAACAAAACACUUUGCAUAUUUAAAGAAAUGUUUUAGAUUCUAAACUAGGCUUACAAUAAUAAUAAUGAUAAAAACAAAUUAUAAUAAAUACGAAAAUAAAUAAAUAAAAGUUCGAAAAUUGCAUCAAAGCUGAAUAGCGAGUUGCACACAUUCCAUUUGCCCACGUGACGUUCUUCUCAUCUUUAUCACUAAAACUUGUCCCCACAGAGGACAUUCCCCUUGUCGGCUUCUUUUCACUAUACUCUUUCUCCUCUAACUUUGGUUUUACUUCAAUGAAAAAGGCCUCAAUUUUUGCAAACAACAGUAGCCUAGGCCAAGGCUCCUUUCACGCGCUCUCUCUCUUCAGCAGCAGGCGUAAGUAAGGUGAGAGGCCUGAACCAGUUUCUGCUGGACAUAAGCUAUAUGUUUUAUUGAGUUGCAAUCAAGCUUGCACAGUUCUCAUCGCCUCACACAUUAAAUGAACAGAGGACAGGUCCAGUUGGUAAAUCAAUUUUAAUUGCACAUACCCGAGACCCGUGGCAAUUCAGACCCAACCCAGAUCCGAGACAAAAUUCUGAAUUUAUGGUCGGAUCUCAGAAUUUGGGAUCUGUUGGACCUCUAGUGUGUACAAAGCUAUUUAGAUAAAGCCAAAAAAAGUGGCUCAAUUAUUAAUAACACAAGUAUGAACAAGCAAGUAUACAGGUGCUUAAGCACAUGAGCACAAUGUGUGGUGUACACAAACAGCAUAUGUCCCUGGAACCCUUUAAGUCUGUAAAUAGAUGGAAGGAUUCAACAUGGUUGAGUUACAAAGAUUGCCUUUGGCUGCCUCUCUACAGAAGACAAUCCUUCUCCCUCUCUCUUGACGCACACACACACACACACACACACCUACACACACCUAACACACACACACACACACAGCCUUCCUCUGCAGGGUUUUACUCUCUCUCCCUCUAGUAUCUUACUGAGUCACUGUCAAAGAAAGAAAGGAGAAGAUUAUCAAACUUUGGAGUUCUCACACAAACACACACACCUGUGUUUAGGCUGUGUUGUAUACAUGUCAGAGCAAGGCUGUGAGGCCUGUCCUUGGGCUAUUACAGGGGAUGUUCUGUGUCAGGUCAUCUCUUCCCAGUGAUCAAAAUUGCUCCUGCACAUUUAUUUGGUUCAUAAUCUUGAAAAGGGUCAACUUAACUCAAAUGCACAAUAUAGACUGAGUGUACAAAACAUUAAGAAAACAUGGUCUUUCCAUGACAUAGACUGACCAGGUGAAUCCAGGUGAAAGCUACGCUACAUGACCAAAAGUGGACACCUGCUCGUCAAACAUCUAAUUCCAGAAUCAUGGGCAUUAAUAUGUAGUUAGUCCCCCCUUUGCUGCAAUAACAGCCUCCACUCUUCUGGGAAGGCUUUCCACUAGAUGUUGGAACAUUGCUGCGGGGCCUUGCUUCCAUUCAGCCACGAGCGUUAGUAAGGUCGGGCACUGAUGUUGGGCGAUUAGGCCUGGCUCGGCAUUCCAAUUCAUUCCGAAGGUGUUCGAUUGGGUUGAGGUCAGGGCUCUGUGCAGGCCAGUCAAGUUCUUCCACACCGAUCUCGACAAACCAUUUCUGUAUGGACCUUGCUUUGUACACGGGAGCAUUGUCAUGCUGAAACAGGAAAGGGCCUUCCCCAAACUGUUGCCACAAAGUCUAGAAUGUAAUUGUAUGCUGUAGCGUUAAGAUUUCCCUUUACUGGAACUAAGGGGCCUAGCCCGAACCAUGAAAAACAGCCCCAGACCAUUAGUCCUCCUCCACCAAACUUUACAGUUAGAACUAUGCAUUCGGGCAGGUAGCGUUCUCCUGGCAUCCGCCAAACCCAGAUUCGUCCGUCUGACUGCCAGAUACAUACAUCACUCCAGAGAAUGCGUUUCCACUGCUCCAGAGUCCAAUGACGGCAAGCUUUACACAACUCCAGCUGACGCUUGGCAUUGUGCAUGGUGAUCUUAGGCUUGUGUGCGGCUGCUCGGCCAUGGAAACCCAUUUCAUGAAGCUCCCGACGAACAGUUAUUGUGCUGACGUUGCUUCCAGAUGCAGUUUGGAACUCGUUAGUGAGUGUUGCAACCGAGGACAGAUGAUUUUUAUGCUCUUCAGCACUCUGCGGUCCCGUUCUGUGAGCUUGUGUGGCCUACCACUUUGCGGCUGAGCCGUUGUUGCUCCUAGAUAUUUCCACUUCACAAUAACAGCACUUACAGUUGACCGGAGCAGCUCUAGCAGGGCAGAAAUUUGACGAACUGACUUGUUGGAAAGGUGGCAUCCUAUGACGGUGCCACUUUGAAAGUCACUGAGCUCUUCAGUAAGGCCAAUCUACUGCCAAUGUUUGUCUAUGGAGAUUGCAUGGCUGUGUGCUCGAUUUUAUACGCUUUUCAUCAACAGGUGUAGCUGAAAUAGCUGAAUCCACCAGUUUAAAGGGGUGUCCACAAAAUUUUGCAUUCCUUAUUGAUGUCACCUAUUAAAUCCACUUCAAUCAGUGUAGAUGAAGGGGAGGAGACAGGUUAAAGGAUUGUUGAGCCUUGAGACAACUGAAACAUGUAUGUGUGCCAUUCAUAGGUUGAAUGGACAAGAUAAAAUAUUGAAGUGCCCUUUGAACGGGGUAUGAUAGUAGGUGCCAGGCGCAACGGUUUGAGUUUGUCAAGAACUCCAAUACUGCUGGGUUUUUCACGCUCAACAGUUUCCCGUGUGUAUCAAGAGUGGUCCACCACCCAAAGGACAUCCAGCCAAUGGCAGGACAGUGCUCGAAAACGGGUCAUUGAUGAAAGACAAAGAAGGCUGACGCUUUGUGCAGAGUAACAGACGGGCUACAGUUAGUCAACUGACAGUCCAGUACAACAUUGGUGCCCAAAGACCCAUAAAAGAAUGCACAACUUGUCAUACCUUGACACGAAUGGGGUAUGGCAGCCGACGACCUUGCAGAGUUCCUCUUCUUUCAGCAAAAAAUAAGAAACUUUGGUUGCAGUGGCUAAGGAACGAAAACACUGGACACUGGAGAACUGGAAAAACAUUGCCUGGACUGAUGAAUCCCAGUUCCUGCUGUUUCACGCUAAUGGGAGGACUAGAGUAUGGAGAAAACCACGAGUACAUGCGUCCAUUGUGCCCCUUGUCAACAUUGCAGGCUGGUGGUGGUGGUGUGGGGUGUGUUUUCAUGGCACGCAUUGGGCCUAAAAGUGGAGCAACGUUUGAAUGCUACAGGAUAUCUGAACAUCUUUGCCAAUCAGGUGCAUCCUUUCAUGGCAGCAGUGUAUCCAUCUGCGAAUAGAUUUUUUCAGCAGGAUAAUACCCAAUGCCACAAGGCUAGGAUUGUCCAGCUUACCGCAGUGGCCUGCCCAGUCACCAGAUCUCAAUCCAAUUUGAGCAUCUGUGGGAUGAGAUGGAACGAGCUAUUUGGAGUAGAAAUCCACUACCAGCCAACUUGACACAACUGUGGGAAGCAUUGGAGUCAACAUGGGCCAGCAUCCCUGUGGAACGCUUUCGACACCUUGUAGAGUCCAUGCCCGACUAAUUGAGGCUAUUCUGAGGGCAAAAGGGGGUGCAACUCAAUAUUAGGAAGGUGUUCCUAAUGUUUUGUACACUCAGUGUAAAUGUCUAGAAGUAAACGUGGUACAGAGGUAAUAGUGGUUCUGAGGUCUCACUAGGUUGGAACAUGGAGCCUACAAUUCGAGGGUUGUGGGUUUGAAUAUGUAAAGUUAGGCACUAUAUGGUAUGUCAGAAUCCCUUGAGGAUUCUCUGCUGGUGUGUCAACUAUAUGGAACAGUACAGGAACAUAUUCCAUAUUCAUUUUGAGGUAGGGUUCCUGCUUUAAAAUGAUGUGUUGAUCUAGCUGGCUUCUGAAUGAUGUGUUGAUCUAGCUGGCUUCAGAAUGAUGUGUUGAUCUAGCUGGCUUCAGAAUGGUGUGUUGAUCUAGCUGGCUUCAGAAUGAUGUGUAGAUCUAGCUGGCUUCAUAAUGAUGUGUUGAUCUAGCUGGCUUCAGAAUGAUGUGUUGAUCUAGCUGGCUUCAGAAUGAUGUGUUGAUCUAGCUGGUUUCAGAAUGAUGUGUUGAUCUAGCUGGCUUCAGAAUGAUGUGUUGGUCUAGCUGGCUUCAGAAUGAUGUGUUGGUCUAGCUGGCUUCAGAAUGAUGUGUUGGUCUAGCUGGCUUCAGAAUGAUGUGUUGAUCUAGCUGGCUUUUGAACAAAGAAUAAUCCAGGUUGGUAGAUAGUGUGAGUGUGUUUCCCCAAACCACCGCACGAGUGUGUGUGGGCGCAAGUGAGUGUGGGCGCAAGUGGGUGUGAGUGUAAGUGGGUGUGAGUGUGUCUGGGCGUGAGUGUGUCUCUCUCCUCAGAGUGCUUGAUCUUGAUCAAAGCCAAGUCUCACAAUGCAGAUUCCUAUCGGUGAAUGUGUGUCAAAACACAGGCUGGUCACAAGAAAGAGAUGUUGAAUUCAGAUGCUUGAAAACGUUCGGAGGACGUCGAUAUAUGCCUUCGUCGGGGCGCUCACCCCCCAAGAAUAAACAAUUAUGGCAUAGCACUGGGCUGGAAAUUACGAGGCUCAGAGCCAGAGAGCUGCCUUGACCACUGCACCACUCAGAGCCAGAGAGCUGCCUAGACCACUGCCCCACUCAGAGCCAGAGGAUGCUUAGACCACUGCCCCACUCAGAGCCAGAGGAUGCUUAGACCACUGCCCCACUCAGAGCCAGAGGAUGCUUAGACCACUGCCCCACUCAGAGCCAUAGGCUGCCUAGACCACUGCCCCACUCAGAGCCAUAGGCUGCCUAGACCACUGCCCCACUCAGAGCCAUAGGCUGCCUAGACCACUGCACCACUCCGAGCCAGAGGCUUCCUAGACCACUGCCCCACUCAGAGCCAGAGGAUGCUUAGACCACUGCCCCACUCAGAGCCAGAGGAUGCUUAGACCACUGCCCCACUCAGAGCCAUAGGCUGCCUAGACCACUGCCCCACUCAGAGCCAUAGGCUGCCUAGACCACUGCCCCACUCAGAGCCAUAGGCUGCCUAGACCACUGCACCACUCCGAGCCAGAGGCUUCCUAGACUACUGCACCACUCAGAGCCAGGGAGCUGCCUAGACCACUGCACCACUCAGAGCCAGAGGAUGCUUAGACCACUGCCCCACUCAGAGCCAGAGGCUGCCUAGACCACUGCACCACUCAGAGCCAGAGGCUGAGCCAGAGGCUGCCUAAACCACUGUGCCACUCAGAGCCAGAGCGCUGCCUAGACCACUGCACCACUCAGAGCCAGAUCGCUGCCUAGACUACUGCACCACUCAGAGCCAGAUCGCUGCCUAGACUACUGCACCACUCAGAGCCAGAUCGCUGCCUAGACUACUGCACCACUCAGAGCCAGAUCGCUGCCUAGACCACUGCGCCACAGCAAUUCACCAUUCUCUUGCAAGCAGGGAGGGUACUUGAUGAUACUUAAUGGAAACAGCGCAUUGUUUUUAAUUAUUUAGUUUUAAGCCUUCCCCAAACCAUAACCCUAACCUUAACCACUCUAAAUAAAUACCUAAACUUAACCCUUUCAGUUGUUUCUGUUAAACUUGUAACCACACGGAAUUAACCCUGUAAUCAUGCGGAAUGAAUUGGUCAAAAAUCGACGUUCAUCCAAUUACGGCAAAUUCUGAAGUGAAACUAUGAGGUCAGGUCAAAACAUGCCCUCUGUGCUCGCCGUGCUCUACGCCACCUAAAUAGCACACGCAUAGAUGCACACAGGCAAACACACAGACAUACACUCACACACAGGCAAACACACAGACAUACACUCACACACAGGCAAACACACAGACAUACACUCACACACAGGCAAACACACAGACAUACACUCACACACAGGCAGACACACAGACAUACACUCACACACAGGCAAACACACAGACAUACACUCACACACAUGCAUACACGCAGACGCAGUUCUACAUGCCACAGUUCAAGACGUUUGCAUUACCUGAGUAUUUCGAUAAAUGACACACAUUGAACCCUGAGUAAAGAUAUUAAUGAUAAGUCAGGGUUGAUAAUCAUCUAUGUUCACAACUGUUAACAUUUUCACUGUCUUAUUAUCAAUUCACCGCCACCGCCACCCUCUCCCCUUCAUCUCCUUCUUUUUGUUUCAGGACUCAGCUCCCCACAGGCCUCUGAGUGAUGAAUGCUCAUUACGGUAGUAAAAAUGCUUGCUAAUCAAUCAGAGUGGCUGCUUAGUGCAACUGUAAUUUAAAGCAAAUUUAGAUUCUAGUAGAGUAGCUCAAAAGUAUUUAGUAUUUAUUAGAAUCCCCAUUAGCUGCUGCCAAGAGAGAGGAUAACUCACACAGGUCUUAAAUGACUGUUCUGAGUUCGACCUAAAAUGGCUGCCAGGAAGGCCCUUGUCCACACUGCAGACUAUUCAGCAAAUUAUUCAUUUGCCAGUUUCCAUAGUGAUUCUGGGACUUCUACUUUACAAGCAGCGGACCUAAGUCUAGUUCUUGAGGCUAUUACAACUCUGAGAUAGUGACCUCAAAGCAUCCUUGUUCUUCCUGUGUACACAAUGGACAUGCCUAGACAUCUACAUUAACAUCCAUCUUACACUGUACAUGCCUAGACAGCUACACUAACAUCAGUCUCACAACCAACAUGCCUAGACAUCUACUCUAACAUCCAUCUCACACCGGACAUGCCUAGACAUCUCUACUAACAUCAGUCUCACAACCAACAUGCCUAGACAUCUACUCUAACAUCCAUCUCACACCUACAGUAGACAUCUACUCUAACAUCCAUCUCACACCUACAGUAGACAUCUACACUAACAUCCAUCUCACACCAGACAUGCCUAGACAUCUACACAAACAUCCAUCUCACACCUACAGUAGACAUCUACUCUAACAUCCAUCUCACACCUACAGUAGACAUCUACGCUAACAUCCAUCUCACACUGGACAUGCCUAGACAUCUACUCUAACAUCCACAUACAGUAAAUGAGCCUUAUUUCUUGACAAACACAGAAAAUACAUGAUGAAAUGCUAAAGUCAGUCAGUGGCAUAGCUCCUAUCUUUCUUUUUCUUUUUUCAUUACCUUUUAUUUCCUACAUACAGUAUUUCAAUUACUGGACCUCCUUUGAUUGGCUUUUUGUUUUUCCUCAGUGAAAGGAACAGGGGACUCUGUUCAAUGGACUCUAUUCAAUCUGACAUAAACCUCAGAUAGAGGAAGUUGGACAAUUGGAGAAAGUGACUGCUCUUAAAGUGAACUCCGCAAGGUUCAGGUUAUUGCUGUCCCAGUCAGUGUCACUUUGAUUAAAGCAGCCCUAAUGCAUGUCAAGGUCACAUCCAGCCAAAGACCAAGCAAGCAAUGUGGUUCGAAGUUCAACCAAAGUGGCAAUUGAUUGUGGCAAUACCAAACCAAUCACUAUUAGACUGACACAGUGGUGCCUACGUCAAGGCAGCUCGCCUCCUUCCCUUUUUGACCUAACACAUGUCCAUCUCAAGGUGAGCAUACAGUGCCUUCGGAAAGUAUUCAGACCCUUUGACUUUAUGCAAAUUUUGUUACGUUACAGCCUUAUCCUAAAAUGGAUUAAGUAAAAAAAAUCCUCAGCAAUCUACACACAAUACCCCAUAAUGACAAAGCAAAAAAAGUGUUUUAGAAUACCUUAUUUACAUAAGUAUUCAGACCCUUUGCUAUGAGACUCGAAAUUGAGAUCAGGUGCAUCCUGUUUCCAUUGAUCAUCCCUGAGAUGUUUCUACAACUUGAUUGGAGUCUACCUGUGGUAAUUUCAAUUGAUUGGACAUUAUUUGGAAAGACACACACACGUCUAUAUAAGGUCCCGCAGUUGACAGUGCAUGUCGGAGCAAAAACCAAGCCAUGAGGUCGAAAGAAUUGUCUGUAGAGCCCCCGAGACAGGAUUGUGUCGAGGCACAGAUCUGGGGAAGGGUACCAAAAAAUGUCUGCAGCAUUGAAGGCCCCCAAGAACACAGUGGCCUCCAUCAUUAUUAAAUGGAAGAUGUUUAGAACCACCAAGACUCUUCCUAAAGCUGGCCGCCCGGCCAAACUGAGCAAUCGGGGGAGAAGGGCCUUGGUCAGGGAGGUGCCCAAGAACCCGAUGGUCACUCUGAUAGAGCUCCAGACUUCCUCUGUGGAGAUGAGUGACGAGGCGGAAGCCACUCCUCAGUAAAAAGCACAUGACAGCCCGCUUGGAGUUUACCAAAACGCACCUAAAGACUCUCAGACCAUGAGAAACAAGAUUCUCUGGUCUGAUGAAACCAAUAUGGAACUCUUUGGUCUGAAUGCCAAGCGUCACAUCUGGAGGAAACCUGGCACCAUCCCUACGGUGAAGCAUGGUGGUGGCAGCAUCAUUCUGUGGGGAUGUUUUUCAGUGGCAGGGACUGGGAAACUAGUCAGGAACAGGAGGCAAAGCUGAACGGAGUAAAGUACAGAGAGAUAGAUCCUUGAUGAAAACCUGCUCAGGACCUCAGACUGGGGCGAAGGUUCACCUUCCAACAGGACAAUGACCCUAAGCACACAGCCAAAACAAUGCAGGAGUGGCUUCGGUACAAGGAAUAUCCUUGAGUGGCCCAGCCAGAGCCAGGACAUGAACCCAAUUGAACAUCUCUGGAGGGACCUGAAAAUAGCUGUGCAGCAACACUCCCCAUCCAACCUGACAGAGCUUGAGAGGAUCUGCGGAGAAGAAUGGGAGAAACGCCACAAAUACAGGUGUGCCAAGCUUGUAGCGUCAUACCCAAGAAGACUCGAGGCUGUAAUCGCUGCCAAAGGUGCUUCAACAAAGUACUGAGUAAAGUGUCUGAAUACUCAUGUAAAUAUGACAUUUAAUAAAAAAAAUUUAAACCUGUUUUUGCUUUGUCAUUCUGGGUUAUUGUGUGUAGAUUGAUGAGGGGGAAAAAACAAUUUAAUCCAUUUUAGAAUAAGGCUGUAACCUAACAAAAUGUGGAAAGGUCAAGGGGUUUGAAUACUUUCCGAAGGCACUGUACAUGAACAAUUACAUAGUGCUGGAAUGAAAAAGGUGCUGGUACACAUUUUAGGUGUUCAUAUUUUAGAGUGAAUGGGUGGACAUUGAUGGGCGAACAUUGUGAUUUCCCCAAGGCUGUGACCUCUGACUGGUGUGUGUCACGAGUGUUUGUCUUUUUAUUGACAGAGUAUGAUGAAUGGGUCACCGUGGUGGAGCCCUUAAAGCCGCAAUCAGCUGUUGAGACAAUAACAAAGCCUUCCCUACCCCCGUUUUGGUAAAAAGCUCUGGGAUGGGGCUGGAGGAAUGUAACCACUCUAAAUUUCAUAGACAGAGCUAUGGAUGCAAAGACUGACCAUGAUAUCAAAAUUAUAGUUUUAACCAUAUUUUGAGGCUAUAUACUGUUUGUUUACAUUUGUUUUGUUUACAAAGAUUUGAGUAAAACAUGCUUAUAUUUUGUGUUCUAAUGGGGUACGACAGUUGCACUAAGCUCAUGAGGCAUUUAUAAGUUACAGUCGUGGUCAAAAGUUUUGAGAAUGACACAUAUUAAUUUUCACCAAGUCUGCUGCCUCAGUUUUAUGAUGCCAAUUUGCAUAUUCUCCAGAAAGUUAUGAAGUGCGAUCAGAUGAAUUGCAAUUAAUUGCAAAGUCCCUCUUUGCCAUGAAAAUGAACUUAAUCCCCCAAAAAACAUUUCCACUUCAAUUUCAGCCCUGCCACAAAAGGACCAGUUGACAUCAUGUCAGUGAUUCUCUCGUUAACACAGGUGAGAGUGUUGAUUAGGACAGGGCUGGAGAUCACUCUGUCAUGCUGAUUGAGUUAGAAUAACAGACUGGAAGCUUUAAAAUGAGGGUGGUGCUUGAAGUCAUUGUUCUUCCUCUGUUAACCAUGGUUACCUGCAAGGAAACAUGUGCCGUCAUCAUUGCUUUGCACAAAAAGGGCUUCACAGGCAAGGAUAUUGCUGCUAGUAAGAUUGCACCUAAAUCAACCAUUUAUCGGAUCAUCAAGAACUUCAAGGAGAGAGGUUCAAUUGUUGUUGCCUUGUGAAGAAGGCAUCAGGGCGCCCAAUAAAGUCCAGCAAGCGCCAGGACCGUCUCCUAAAGUUGAUUCAGCUGCGGGAUCGGGGCACCACCAGUGCAGAGCUUGCUCAGGAAUGGAAGCAGGCAGGUGUAAGUGCAUCUGCACGCACAGUGAGGCGAAGACUUAUGUAGGAUGGCCUGGUGUCAAGAAGGGCAGUGAGGAAGCCACUUCUCUCCAGGAAAAACAUCAGGGACAGACUGAUAUUUUGCAAAAGGUACAGGGAUUGGACUGCUGAGGACUGGGGUAAAGUCAUUUUCUCUGAUGAAUCCCCUUUCCGAUUGUUUGGGGCAUCCGGAAAAAAGCUUGUCCGGAGAAGACAAGGUGAGCGCUACUAUCAGUCAUGUGUCAUGCCAACAGUAAAGCAUCCUGAGACCAUUCAUGUGUGGAGUUACUCCCUCAGCCAAGGGAGUGGGCUCACUCACAAUUUUGCCUAAGAACACAGCCAUGAAUAAAGAAUGGUACCAACACAUCCUCCGAGAGCAACUUCUCCCAACCAUCCAAGAACAGUUUGGUGACGAACAAUGCCUUUUCCAGCAUGAUGGAGCACCUUGCCAUAAGGCAAAAGUGAUAACUAAGUGGCUCGGGGAACAAAACAUCGACAUUUUGGGUCCAUGGCCAGGAAACUCCCCAGACCUUAAUCCCAUUGAGAACUCGUGGUCAAUCCUCAAGAGGCGGGUGGACAAACAAAAACCCACAAAUUCUGCCAAACUCCAAGCAUUGAUUAUGCAAGAAUGGGCUGCCAUCAGUGAGGAUGUGGCCCAGAAGUUAAUUGCAGAGGUCUUGAAAAAACUUAAUGUAAUUGUCAAUAAAAGCCUUUGACACUUAUGUAAUGCUUGUAUUUAUACUUUAGUAUACCAUAGUAACAUCUGACAAAAAUAUCUAAAAACACUGAAGCAGCAAACUUUGUGAAGACCAAUACUUGUCAUUCUCAAAACUUUUGACCAUGACUGUAUAUUCUUCAACAAUCAAUGGGUACAUAUCGUUAAUUUAUAAGUCCAGAAAUGGAUGUAGGAAGUGCAGAUUACCCCUUUACGUCAAAUAGUAUAUCCCCAGUGUCCACAUUGUAUAUGUGAAGGAUAGUAGUGUUCAGUCCAUGGCACAUCCAAAUGUCUAAAAGCUGCCCCCAUAUUGAAACUAUCAGAUGCACAUUACUACCAGCACUUAAUUUUGCGUUCACCAAGACAGUAGUUUUGCUUUUGAUACUCAUGUAAUUAUACUUUUAAAACAUUAUUUACUUACUUUUAAAUAUUCCUUUGGAUUCUUGCCAAACUGAAUACUCUCAGAGAAUCUCUGCGUUCUGUGCGCUGAAUAGAACAGAGGUGUUGGAAUCUAAACUUUUUGAAUUAGGAGAUGAAACAACCACCACAAUCCAGGGUCCAAUUUAAUGAACUGAACUUUAUUCUUAGUCUGCGGAGAUGAAGGUUUGAAAUCUUCACAUGCUCAACAAAACCAAAGCUUACAGUGCAAUUCAAAGAAAAACUCUCCUACACAUUAGGCAUAGUUCAAACAUGCUUUCUCCCUGUGCGGAAAUAAUGUUACUUUAAAGUUAUUUAGAUGUUUUGUUUGAACCUAGCCCAGCUCUCAGUUUAUACAGUGGGGAAAAAAAGUAUUUAGUCAGCCACCAAUUGUGCAAGUUCUCCCUCUUAAAAAGAUGAGAGAGGCCUGUAAUUUUCGUCAUAGGUACACGUCAACUAUGACAGACAAAAUGAGCAUUUUUUUUUCAGAAAAUCACAUUGUAGGAUUUUUAAUGAAUUGAUUUGCAAAUUAUGGUGGAAAAUAAGUAUUUGGUCACCUACAAACAAGCAAGAUUUCUGGCUCUCACAGACCUGUAACUUCUUCUUUAAGAGGCUCCUCUGUCCUCCACUCGUUACCUGUAUUAAUGGCACCUGUUUGAACUUGUUAUCAGUAUAAAAGACACCUGUCCACAACCUCAAACAGUCACACUCCAAACUCCACUAUGGCCAAGACCAAAGAGCUGUCAAAGGACACCAGAAACAACAUUGUAGACCUGCACCAGGCUGGGAAGACUGAAUCUGCAAUAGGUAAGCAGCUUGGUUUGAAGAAAUCAACUGUGGGAGCAAUUAUUAGGAUAUGGAAGACAUACAAGACCACUGAUAAUCUCCCUCGAUCUGGGGCUCCACGCAAGAUCUCACCCCGUGGGGUCAAAAUGAUCACAAGAACGGUGAGCAAAAAUCCCAGAACCACACGGGGGGACCUAGUGAAUGACCUGCAGAGAGCUGGCACCAAAGUAACAAAGCCUACCAUCAGUAACACACUACGCCGCCAGGGACUCAAAUCCUGCAGUGCCAGACGUGUCCCCCUGCUUAAGCCAGUACAUGUCCAGGCCCGUCUGAAGUUUGCUAGAGUGCAUUUGGAUGAUCCAGAAGAGGAUUGGGAGAAUGUCAUAUGGUCAGAUGAAACCAAAAUAGAACUUUUUGGUAAAAACUCAACUCGUCGUGUUUGGAGGACAAAGAAUGCUGAGUUGCAUCCAAAGAACACCAUACCUACUGUGAAGCAUGGGGGUGGAAACAUCAUGCUUUGGGGCUGUUUUUCUGCAAAGGGACCAGGACGACUGAUCCGUGUAAAGGAAAGAAUGAAUGGGGCCAUGUAUAGUGAGAUUUUGAGUGAAAACCUCCUUCCAUCAGCAAGGGCAUUGAAGAUGAAACGUGGCUGGGUCUUUCAGCAUGACAAUGAUCCCAAACACACCGCCCGGGCAACGAAGGAGUAGCUUCGUAAGAAGCAUUUCAAGGUCCUGGAGUGGCCUAGCCAGUCUCCAGAUCUCAACCCCAUAGAAAAUCUUUGGAGGGAGUUGAAAGUCCGUGUUGCCCAGCGACAGCCCCAAAACAUCACUGCUCUAGAGGAGAUCUGCAUGGAGGAAUGUGCCAAAAUACCAGCAACAGUGUGUGAAAACCUUGUGAAGACUUACAGAAAACGUUUGACCUGUGUCAUUGCCAACAAAGGGUAUAUAACAAAGUAUUGAGAAACUUUUGUUAUUGACCAAAUACUUAUUUUCCACCAUAAUUUGCAAAUAAAUUCAUAGAAAAUCCUACAAUGUGAUUUUCUGGAGAAAAAAAAAUCUCAUUUUGUCUGUCAUAGUUGACGUGAACCUAUGAUGAAAAUUACAGGCCUCUCUCAUCUUUUUAAGUGGGAGAACUUGCACAAUUGGUGGCUGACUAAAUACUUUUUUUCCCCACUGUAUAACCUGUACUUCUUACUGCAAUACUGCACUUUCCCCCCUCUUUCCUUUGUCUCCAGCAAUCUGUCUCACUGGCGGUUGGUGGUUGAUUGAUUGAGCUUAUUUAUUUGUUUCUCUGGAGUGGAGGAGGUACAGAGGUAUGGAUGAGGGGAACGGGAGGGCACCAGAGGUUUGGGUUCUUGCUGACGGGGCUCAUUUCUGUCCUAAGUGCUGUGGCAUCCCCCUCUCUAAAAACCUGGCCAACCGCCUCAGUGGGAGGGCAAAAAUAACACUGAUGAUUUCAUGAGUCAGCAAUACGACAGUGGGUUGAUUAUUGAAGAAGCCCGCCACUGGUUGGAAUGAUGUAUCGUACUACAAGUGAAGGGCCGCCCCUCGGCCUCAUUGACAAGUCCCACUUACUUCUUUUGAUAUUUGUUUUUCAAAGAAUUUCAUACUUUUUUAACCUUGUCUCAUCUUUUGUGGAUUCUUCUAAAGCUAAUCCAUUGUUUCAUUAAAAUAUGCUGUAUUAAACUCUACAUUUCCCAAAAUUGGGAUAACAGAAAAAUGAAAUUAUUAAUAGUAAGCAUUAUCAAUGAACAAAAUAUGUUUGUUAUUUCGAGGAUAACGAAAGGCUAGUGCAUGAAAUAUGUUUGGCUGUGCAGUAUACAAAAUGGAUGUUGUCCAAUCUAAAUACUGCUCAGGAAAGAAGAGACUAACGGUAUGCCAUGGUGUGUCGCCUGUACCUAUACUGAUAUGUCAAGGUCUAAUUGUUCCCUCUCUCCCUGAUCGCCUCUCGGGAAAGGAGAGAGAGAUGGGCGGGAUAGAGAUAGAGAGAGAUAUAGCUAGAGAGAGUUGAUGAUAUAUAAGUAUAUGCGUAUACGAUCUUCUCUCUCUCUCUCUCUCUCUCCUCUCUUUCUCUCUCUCUCUCCUCUCUCUUCUCUCUCUCUCUCUCUCUCUCUCUCUCUCUCUCUCUCUCUCUCGUCUCCCCCCCUCCCUCCUUCCCUCCCCCACCCCCCCCUUCCUUCUGAGUUGAGCCUGGCUGCAGCAAUUAGCUGGCUGCCCGAUGAGGAAAGUAAGGGCCGUAAUAAUCACAUUAGGAGACGGUGGGGAUGGAAUAAAAAAUCUGGCUCACGCAAGGCCAGGGCAUUCAUCUCUCCUAGCCCAUGAUCAAUGAAUGAAAUGAAAGUUGAAUGGUGCCAAAUGGAUGGUGUGUUAUCUUCACUUCUCUAUUGGCGAAAUCAGAGCAGGAUGGAAAGUUGGUCCUGUGUAGUGUACAGUAACUGAAUUAGUAAAUUAAUGAUUUGUUAUUGUUUGUGUAAUUGGUGUUUAGCAGUACAACUGGUUACAUUAGCUGCAGGGGUCGUGUCCAUAGAAGUCGGUGACAGUGGUUGAAGGAUGGGGGUACAAUUGUAGAGAUAUGGUAGAUGUGACUAUAGCAGUAUAGCUUGUAAAUACUUAAUGAAGACAUAUCUACUUUUUAGAGCUAGUCACCUCAAGAGAUGUAAUAUUUAUAUGCUCUAUAUCGAUCAACCAACAAUGCCUUCAUUCAUCACCCUGAAUUGCUUUGUAACUUUUUCCUGUCUGUUAGAGAUGAGCUGAUGGAAGUAUAGGGUAGUACUGAGCAAUUUAGUGCUUUUUGAAGUUGUUUCAAUUAGAAAAUAAUCACGGUUUUCGGUUUAGAUUAUUUGCGUUGAAUGCUGUAACACAGAAUAAAACAAUUAAUAAAAGUCCCAUGAUGGUAGUGACUGCCAUUACUACUUAUCACAUAUUACCCAUCAGUGAUUCACAUUACUUUAAUUUAAUAAAAUAUUUCAGUUGUGUUUUAUUUGAUGACUUUAUUAUUUCAUUCCAAAUUAUCAUCUCAUCUUUAUAGAGGUGCUGCCUAUGCUGUCUGACUAAAUCACUAUUUUAGUAGUUCUUCAAAGUAAAUAAGACAUACUUUUAUGACUGCUGAAUACCAACUAUCAAUCACUUAGAUUAUGUAUUUUCAGGUAGAGAUACCUUGCGAAGCAACAGCUGCUCUCUAUAUCCCCUCAUGAUCUUGCGUUCUUCUGUCUCUUCCGUAGCGGGCGUAAAAGAAAAACAGACCGGACAAGUAGAAUCGCAAUGGAUUAUGCUCAUUGUAGUGAAUUACCACGUUUUAUGGGCUAAACUAUGUAGAAUAUUGGCCUGUUGGAAACUACAACUCCCUACUACGUCAUUGAACAGUUCAGGUUGGAUCUGAUUUAUCUCUAGAGAAACUGCGCUUUGAGCUCACAGGAAAAAAAUUGAAUUCAAAUAAUUAAACCGACGUCGUCAAUUAGUUGUUUAAAAAUGGAAAAUUAACCUCAUUUUCAGUUAAUCGCCCAGCACUACUAUAGGGUAAUGAAAGUUCACAGUAGAGUAUACAGCCCAUGUCUCUCACUCUCUCUUAGACUGUCUUUUUUAAUUUCUCUUUGGUUUGCUAAUAACCUCCGGCAUCUUGUGGACACCUAAAAAGGCCAUCCUCUGACCCAUCCCUCUUCCUUUUCUCUCUGACAGAGGACCAUCUGUAUUGUUUUAUUCAUGCCCAUGGCUGAAGGCUCUAAUAUUUCCACCUCCAUUCCUGUGUCUGACAUAAUCACAAUCACCAUUUAUCAUAGUUAUGCUCGUAUUAUUCUGAUCAGGAAUCAGUCAAGUAGUGUGAAUUCUAGAACAGUAGAAUAAAGCCAAAGCGACGAAGGGCUGUUCUGUAUUAUACUCUACUUUUGAAUGUUAUUGUUCCCAAAGUUAGGGCUGUGAUGGUCAUGCAAUUUUGGGAGACUGUUAUUUGUCAACCAAAUGACCAUGGUCACUGUCAAUGUUGCCUGUCAUUUUUUUCGUCUCUGAGCAAAUUUCAGGUCUGCUGAGCGCAAGCUUGAACGUUGUGAAAAUUCUGUGCAACUUCCAGCGCGCGUUUACUGUGACCAUUGAGGCUGUACCCGCUUUAAGUUACAGUUUUACCAGUGGCCAAGUAGGCUAUUGUGGCUAUUUUGAUCAUAAUGUAGGCCUACCAGAGUGGCCUACAAUAGAAAAUGCAUCCCAUAACAUUUUAACACGGUUAUUGUAUUUUGAUGACGGUCGUCAUCCAUAAUUGUCGGUUACACGAAUAUACAGUUGCCCUACCUAAAAUGCUAUUCUGCAAGGUUAUUAAAAUGCUUGAAUGAAAUUAAUACAUGAAAGUGAACAAUGUUUAAGGAUUUAUUUAACAUCCUGACUAUUAUGAGUUGGGUCUGAGUUGGCAACCUCAAUGUUAAGUGAAUUACGAGCAGACUAAUUUUUUAUUUAUUUUUUAUUUCACCUUUAUUUAACCAGGUAAGCCAGUUGAGAACAGGUUCUCAUUUACAACUGCGACCUGGCCAAGAUAAAGCAAAGUAGUGCAAUAAAAACAACACAGAGUUACAUAUGGGGUAAAAAACAUAAAGUCAGAAAUACAACAGAAAAUAUAUAUACAGUGUGUGCAAAUGUAGCAAGUUAUGGAGGUAAGGCAAUAAAUAGGCUAUAGUGCAGAAUAAUUACAAUAGUAUUAACACUGGAAUGCUAGAUGUGCAAGAGAUUAUGUGCAAAUAGAGAUACUGGGGUGCAAAAGAGCAAAAUAAAUAACAAUAUAGGGAUGAGGUAGUUGGGUGGGCUAAUUUCAGAUGGGCUGUGUACAGGUGCAGUGAUCGGUAAGGUGCUCUGACAACUGAUGCUUAAAGUUAUUGAGGGAGAUAAGAGUCUCCAGCUUCAGAGAUUUUUGCAAUUCGUUCCAGUCAUUGGCAGCAGAGAACUGGAAGGAAUGGCGGCCAAAGGAGGUGUUGGCUUUGGGAAUGACCAGUGAGAUACCUGCUGGAGCGCAGACUACGGGUGGGUGCUGCUAUGGUGACCAAUGAGCUAAGAUAAGGCGGGGAUUUGCCUAGCAGUGAUUUAAAGAUGGCCUGGAGCCAGUGGGUUUGACGACGAACAUGUAGUAAGGACCAGCCAACAAGAGCGUACAGGUCACAGUGGUGGGUAGUGUAUGGGGCUUUGGAGACAAAACGGAUGGCACUGUGAUAGACUACAUCCAAUUUGCUGAGUAGAGUGUUGGAGGCUAUUUUGUAAAUUACAUCGCCGAAGUCAAGGAUCGGUAGGAUAGUCAGUUUUACGAGGGCAUGUUUGGCAGCAUGAGUGAAGGAGGCUUUAUUGCGAAAUAGGAAGCCGAUUCUAGAUUUAACUUUGGAUUGGAGAUUCUUUAUGUGAGUCUGGAAGUUGAGUUUACAGUCUAACCAGACACCUAGGUAUUUGUAGUUGUCCACAUACUCUAGGUCAGACCCUUCGAGAGUGGUGAUUCUAGUCGGGUGGGCGGGUGCCAGCAGCGUUCGAUUGAAAAUGGAGCUAAUGGAGCUAUACACCUGCAUACAAAUGAUACGGAGUGAAUGUACUCUUGGCCCACUUCAUUUAAGUGCAGUUGAUUUGAUUUAUGCUUUACUCCAAGUCUCCAAUACAAAUGAUUUGAGCAUGUUUAAUUUGUGUAAAUUAUUACCUGUGGUUUCUUACUACCACAGGAGUCACUAUUAGCCUGUUAUUGUGUUAUUGUAAAAUAUAUACAACACAUAGUCUUGAAAGGUGCUACUUUUAGUUAUGUUUUGUCUACCUGUGCAACUUGUAGUAGCAGCAGUAGUAGCAGCAGUAGCAGUAGUAGUAGUAUUAGCAGUAGUAGUAGUAUUAGCAGUAGUAGCAGUAGUAGUAUUAGCAGUAUUAGCAGUAGUAGUAUUAGCAGUAGUAGCAGUAGUAGUAGUAGUAGCAGUAGUAGUAGUUAGUUUAUUGUUCAUGAUGGGAAAUGUAUUGAUUCAUUAAUAUGCGUCUUAUAUCACAUGCACACUUUGUCAUAACACCUUCCUUUUCUCGCCUUCCUCUCAUAUCUCUCUCCCUCCUCUCUCUCCCUCCCUCUCGCUCACUCUCCCCACAGAGGAGGGCUACGAACAGUUCCGCGUGGCAGAGAAGUCCCAUGGUAACUGGGUGAAGCUGGUGGUGGAGGGCAACACGUCAGAGGUGCUGACCAACAUGGGGAAGAAGGUGCUCAAGCAAUACCUGGAGGCCCUCAGGGCCAUGAGCGCAGCCCUCAGCAAGCAGCUGGGCAAAUACGACAUGUAUUCCAUGGUGGUGGGCAUGGUCCUCGUCUUCCAGGUGGGUAGUGGGGUGUUGCCCCUAGAUGCUUGUCAGUUUGGCAUUUUCCUUACGAAUGGCUAAGGUUAGGAUUGAGGGGAACCUGAUCCUAGAUCUGUACCCAGGGGAAACUGCACCCCGGAGCAGGGAGUGGGCCAAGGAUCAGGGGCAGGAACUUACACAAUGAGGGUGGUGGUGGUGGUGGUGGUGGUGGUGAUGAUGAUGAUGAUGAUGAUGGUGAUGUAGUGGGUAAUAUCUUGUAUAUAUACCUCACAUGCGACCCGUAAUAACACUAUGCAAUUUGUAUAUUAAUAAAGUCUAUUAAAAUAUUAUCUGACUAGCAAUGUGCAAGCAGGACUGUUGUUGAGUUACAGGAAAAUACUAUCAAGAAAUUGUCUAGGAGCUUCCAAUCUGAUAUCAGACCUAAAGGAUGUCAUCACAACAGCUACCCAGAGGUGUGACAGAAUGGGAGUUGUUGAGAGCAACACAGACAAUUCAGUAUUCCUGAGAAACACAAUAGAAUCCUUGAAUACGGUGUUGUCAGAGUCAUGUCUGGGGCUGGGCCCAUCAUCAUGAUGAGGAACACUUUUCUACAUUAUUCUUACACCAUCCCAUGCAUAUAUACAGUUUGUGACCAUGGUGGGAUAUUGCUGAUGGUUUAUAUAUUUAAUGGUAUUAGCCUAAAUAAGCACUUAGCAUUCUAAACUGUUGUGAUGUGGUACAAACAUCCAUAAAGAUCCCACAUCCAAAUAUGAGCAUUUUAAGAUGCCAAUUCUGCUCCUGAAGAGACCCACAAUCUAGACUAGGCAUACUCAUAGAACGCAAUCAAUAUUAAUGAAAAAAAUGUUGAUAUAAGGCUUGACUUUAUUAAAGCCCAUGGUUUACAUAGACUUUACAGAGUGUUGAAAUAGCCUUCAAUUAUAAAAAUGACCUUGAGCUAGUGUGAGAAGAAUUCGACAGUUGGAACAGAUCUCUACUGCUCUUUGUUGAGCAAGCAUUUCUCAAAGUAAACUUUUUCUGGGGCCGAAGGGGCUCGCAGUAACUGCACAACUUUACAACAUUCCUUGGCUUGUACAACGAAUCUACCAUGUGAACGAUAUUGGAUGGGGCAAUUCCCCUGCGUUCCCUUCAAAACAAAGCUAAAUCUGCCGUGCUGACUGUUGCAGUCAAAACUAAUGUUCAUUUCAAUGUGUUUUGAUCAUUUCAUCUUGGAGAAGAGGCAAAAAGUUCAUUUGGCGGUAAAAGCGGAAACAAUCACAGAACGUGUUGGCAUAUGCUCACUUAAGUUCGUUGUGUAAGGGUUUGACUUAACGUAGGACUGUUUUGGAUCAUUGGUAGAGCUGAGAUAUUUACUUAUUGUUUUUAUAGAAUAUACAGUAUGUUAUAACCUCAUGGGUUUAGAAUAGGGCUUGAACUGCCAGAAACUUCACGAUAUUAUCACCAUACUUAGGUGUCGAUACGAUAAUGUAUUGCGAUUCUCACGAUUCUAAAUGUAUUGCCAUUCGAUAUUGCGAUUUGAUGUUCCCAACAUAUUGCUCACCAUAUGUCUGCUGCAGAGAUCCAUGAGAAAACAAGUUUUGAUCAGUCAUGGAGAUAAAAGUCCUGAAAACAUGUUGGCUCACUCUUUAAAAAGAAGAUGGAGAACAAGCUAUAGGAUGAAAAAUACCAGAGUUUUGGCGCAGGUACAGCCGCCUAGCGCUAGCUUUUACAAAUCAAUAUUUUGAGUCAAAGUAUCGAUAUAAUAUCGUCCAAAAUAAUAUUGCGAUAUGUAACUAUAUACUUUUUUAACGCUUUCAUCCGCUUUUAGAAUUUGCUUAACAACAGUAAAUACUAUACUCACAAGUCAUUAUUCCAGUUUGUUUGUUUGUUUGUUUGUUUUUUCCAUUUGAAUUCACCGGCUUUGCUGUCAUGCUCACGCUUUUAGACUGUUUCCCUACAAGUUAUUUAUUUCUUAUCAGAGAUAAAAUGCUAAUUCCAGCAUGACAUGGAAUGCUCUGUAUAGACUCCCCAGUGAGCAUUAUUGGGAGCUGUGGGGAAAGUUGACAAAAAUAUCCCAAACUCUGAAUAGAAACUAAGAAGUGUCCCUCAGAGGUGACUGCCUCCCAUCAGGAAAAAAUAAGUGAAAGAUGUGAAGAGAGAGAAAAGAGGCUGUUUUCAAAAGAAAAAGUUGGACUUGUCAGCAUUUUGUCACAGUCAAUACUCAAGGACAAAGCAACUAGUCAUCUUUCCAGUGCACCGUCCCUGAUAGAUUUAGUCAGUUGAGAGGUGAAGAGAAAGGGAACUACGUAAGCAAAGGACAUGGAACACGUGUCUCUCUGGUGUUUACUUUGAAAAGAAAGAGCUUGCAUAUUUACUUCCAAGAUGGCACAUUCAAAGGUUCCAGUUGAAAGACUUCAGUCAAGCCAAAUGCAAAUAUGGAGAAGCACACAAAUGACUCUAGCUUUGACGCAAUCCAAGCCACAUCCACCACGGAUCGACAAAUGUCUGUUCUCUGUACCCACAUGCUCUACGUGCGGUCCCUUGACUCCAGUGUUACCUCAUAGCUUGCCCAUCUAUCCAUCCAUCUCUUUCUAUCUGCUGUUUCCUUUACUGUUUGACUCAUACAACAGUUGCAACGACAGAGAUGAGCUUGGUCUGUCCGGUGCUGGUGCUGUAUGUGCAUGCAUAUGUGAACACACCAUGUGAGUCUGUUUUUACUUAAUUCCAUGAUUUACUGAGUGUGUGCAUUCCUUGUUCUCUCUCCAGCUCCUUCUCCUCCUGCUGCUGGCCAUGCCCGAGGCACUGAGCAGCGCCUCAGAGGUGGAUCUCCCUGUGUCCUCUGCGCUGCUCUCGCUUCCCUUCUACCUGCUGUGCCUGCUCCUCUCCUCCGUGCACGUGCUGGUGUGCACGUCGGCCGAGAGCUCCUGUUACUUCUGCAGCCUCUCCUGGGGCCUGGUGUUCGGGGCAGUGGCCCUCUCCUCAGCCCUGCUCUGCAUCCUGAUCUCUAUGGCAGCCAGGAGGGGAGCAAAGCCCCCUGGGAAGGUGAGUCAUCUUGUGAAGACUGGUCAUACUUUACGCUGUUUUCCUUGUGUGUAUUAAAAACAACCUAGUAGUUAAUGGUAGUAGUUACAUUUUGGGUUCUUUUGAAGUAAUUGAAACAAGCACCUCUUAACCAUUUCAUAACAGCGUAUCGUAACAGUGUCUUUCACUUACAUUUCUCUUACAUUUAAAUUAGACCACUUUCGGGUCUGAAAACGUGCAUUGUCUUCUCUGACCCUCCCCAACCAUAGCAGCCUAUUCCCUGCCUUCGGCAUUACAUUUACAUUUACGUCAUUUAGCAGACGCUCUUAUCCAGAGCGACUUACAAAUUGGUGCAUUCACCUUAUCAUCAUUGCAAAACAAGAGCAUGUUGAUAAAAAAGGCACCCAUUGAGACAAAAGGUCUUCGAAAUUACACUGGCCUUUCUUUGUAAUGACUUAUUUCUGUCCCUGCAAGUCUUACUUAUGAAACCAGUGGACCAAACAGUUUUUUAUUUAUUUAAAAAUGGCACCUCGAGCAUUCAACAAAAAGAGAGAGUUCAUUUGCCCUUUCUAGAUAAAGGCAGAACAAGUUUUAAAGACAAACCUGUUUUUUUCUCCAUCUAAUGAGAUUAGAAAGUCACCAGUGUCACCAAGCUUUCUUAAUUACAGUAUGUCUGAAGAAGUGGCCUCUUCUGUCUCCCUUCUGGGAACUAACAGAAAGUGCUGACAGAGGAAAAGAACGGCGAGAGAGAGAAAAGGGGUUUUCGAUCGUAAGGCUCAUAAGUGAGUCUGUUACAGAGAAAAAACUAGUCCUUCUCAUGCAUCUAAAUAAAGAGCUGGAGGGAAGAUCUCAUCUUGUUUGUUGAGGUUGAGGUUGUGUUGUGCAGUGGAACAUAACGAGUCUGACAUGCAUUGAUCACUGCAGUUAUGUUCUCUCCAUACAGUCUGACAUGCAUUGAUCACUGCAGUUAUGUUCUUCUCUCCAUAGAGUAUGAGUCUUGUUUAUGUUAUUUGGGGUUAGGGUUGCCUAACCAGAUGUCAGAAGCACUUUUUUAACGUUUGAAAUCUUUUGCUAAGAGGACAUCUUGUGUGUUGGGCUCUCCUUUAGCUGGAUGAUGUGUCCAAUGAUGCUGUCUGUGUCCAAGAGACCAUCACAUACUGGAGCUAUGUACUAACAAUGACAAUGUUUCUACUUCAACUGAUUAUAUAUAAUAUUGUGUUUUGUUGAUGGUGGUGGAAAACGCUGUCUCACACGCUGCUCCAGAAUCUCCCAUAAGUGUUCAUUUGGGUUGAGAGCUGAUGACUGAGAGACACAGACACAUACUUUAAACCCCCUAUGCUCCUUUGAGAUCCCUCUUUCAAAGUCACUGAGAUCUAGCCAUGGUAGCCAAAAUAAUGGUCAACUGGGCGUUUUUAUACAGCACCCUAAGCAUGUUAAUUGCUUAAUUAACUCAGGAACCACACCUGUGUGGAAGCAUCUGCUUUCAAUAUACUUUGUAUCCCUCAUUUACUCAAGUGUUUCCUUUAUUAUGGCAGUUACCUUUAGGUCAUACUGUAUAUCAAUGUUUCCCAUCUCCGGUCCUCCAGUACCCCCAACAGCCCAACUCCGGUCCUCCAGUACCCCCAACAGCCCAUCUCCGGUCCUCCAGUACCCCCAACAGCCCAUCUCCAGUCCUCCAGUACCCCCAACAACCCAACUCCGGUCCUCCAGUACCCCCAACAGCCCAUCUCCGGUCCUCCAGUACCCCCAACAGCCCAACUCCGGUCCUCCAGUACCCCCAACAGCCCAACUCCGGUCCUCCAGUACCCCCAACAGCCCAACUCCGGUCCUCCAGUAUCCCCAACAGCCCAUCUCCAGUCCUCCAGUACCCCCAACAACCCAUCUUCCAGUACCACCAACAGCCCAACUCCGGUACCCCCAACAACCCAUCUCCAGUCCUCCCGUACACCCAACAGCCCAUCUCCAGUCCUCCCGUAUCCCCAACAACCCAUCUCCAGUCCUCCAGUACCCACAACAACCCAUCUCCAGUCCUCCAGUACCCCCAACAACCCAUCUCCAGUCCUCCAGUACCCCCAACAGCCCAUCUCCAGUCCUCCAGUACCCCCAACAGCCCACAAUUUUGCCCUGGACAAAAACAACCGAUUCAACUUGUCAAAGGCUUGAUGAUUAUUUGACAAGUAGAAUCAGGUGUGCUUGUCCAGGGCCAAAACAAAAAGAGAAACACUGCUGUAUAUUAUAGGAAGUUUGAUUGAACACAGAAUGUUCAUAAUUUACUCAAAUUAUUCUGUGUUAAACACCUUUAUUCUCAAUACCUCACUUUGGGAAUUAAUAUCUGAUGCCGCCUGAUCAAUUUGUUUUGUCAUCCUGAUUAAAGACCGAGUUCACUCUCCGUUCUUUCAAUCAUCGUACACUACAUGACCAAAAGUAUGUGGACACCUGCUCAUUGAAUAUCUCAUUCCAAAAUCAUGGGCAUUAAUAUGCAGUUGGUCCCCUCAUUUGCUGCUAAAACAGCCUCCACUCUUCUGGGAAGGCGUUCCACUAAUGUUGGAACAUUGCUGCAGGGUCUUGCUUCCAUUCAGCCACGAGCAUUAGUGAGGUUGGGCACUGGCUCGCAGUCAGCGUUCCAAUUCAUCCCAAAGGUGUUCAAUGGGGUUGAGGUCAGGGCUCUGUGCAGGCCAGUCAAGUUCUUCCACACCGAUCUCGAAAAAAACAUUUCUGUGUGGACCUCGCUUUGUGCAUGUAGGCAUUGUCAUACUGAAACAGGAAAGGGCCUUCCCCAAACUGUUGCAAGCACAGAAUUGUCUAGAAUGUCAUUGUAUGCUGUAGCGUUUAAAUUUCUCUUCACUGGAACUAAGGAGCCUGAACCAUGAAAACAGCCCCAGACCAGUUGGCACUAUGCAUUCAGGCAGGUAGCGUUCUCCAGGCAUCCGCCAAACCCAGAUUCGUGAUGGUGAAGCGUGAUUCAUCACUUCAGAGAACACGUUUCCACUGCCCCAGAGUCCAAUGGCAGCGAGCUUUACGCUAUUCCAGCCGACCCUUGGCAUUGCGCAUGGUGAUCUUAGGCUUGUGUGCAGCUGCUCGGCCAUGGAAACCUAUUUCAUGAAGCUCCCGACAAACAGUUUUUGUGCUGAUGUUGCUUCCAGAGGCAGUUUGGAACUCGGUAGUGAGUGUUGCAACUGAGGACAGACAAUUUUUGCGCGACACGCUUCAGCACUCGGCGGUCCCGUUCUGCGUUUGACCCAUUGUUGCUCCUAGACUUUUCCACUUCACAAAAACAGCACUUACAGUUGGCCGGGGCAGCUCUAGCAGGGCAGAAAUGUGACAAUCUGACUUGUUGGAAAGGUGGCAUCCUAUGACGGUGCCACAUUGAAAGUCACUGAGCUCUUCAGUAAGGCCAUUCUACUGCCAAUGUUUGUCUAUGGAGAUUUCAUGGCUGUGUGCUCGAUUUUAUACACCUGUCAGCAACCGGUGUGGCUGAAGUAGCCGAAUCCACUCAUUUGAAGUGGUGUCCACAUAGUUUUGUAUAUAUAGUGUAUGUUUUGAUUAUUUGAUUCAUUCAAUGCUCUCCCACUAGAUGCAUUAGCGCAGUCAAUAAUUAGAACAUGCCUCAUUCAUAUUGGAGUCCCGAAAAAGCAUUAGCAGGAAAUGAUUUACAUGGCUCGUUUGAACUUCACAAACAACUGACGGUAACAAAAAAUUAAAAUUGGCGGGGAACAAGGCAUCGCUUCUGAUAAGUUGACUUUGUGUCUGUCUCAGCAUGCCGAAGGUGGGAGAGAAGGGAGCCUUGCGGGGUUCCUUUUCUGUGACAAACCCAGACGGUCUGGCAAAAAGGUAGAGAUAAAGGCUGUUUCCCAAAUGGCACUCUAUUCCCUGUAAUAGUGCCCUAUGGACCCUGGUCAAAAGCAGUGCACUAUAUAGGGGAUAGGGAGCCAUUAAGGACUCAAGCAAAGACUUGUGUGACGGUGCAUAAACACAAACUGCCCUCUGGAUGAUAAACACGUAUUAUGAUCAAAUGGGAUCUCCAGCAGUGUGCCAGUCUGUUAUUGGAUUAUAGAUAAAUAGAUACAGUGCAUUCGGAAAGUAUUAAGACCCCUUGACUUUUUCCACAUUUUGUGUUACAGCCUUAUUCUAAAAUGAAUUAAAUCAAACAUUUUCCUCAUCAAUCUACACACAGAACCCCAUAUUGACAAAGCAAAAACAGGUUUUUAUUACAAAUAAAAAACAGAUACCUUAUUUACUUAAGUAUUCAGACCCCUUGCUAUGAGACUCGAAAUUGAGCUCAAAUCAAAUCAAAUGUUAUUGGCCACAUGCGCCGAAUACAACAGGUGCAGACAUUACAGUGAAAUGCUUACUUACAGCCCUUAACCAACAGUGCAUUUAUUUUAAAUAAAAAAAGUAAAAUAAAACAACAACAAAAAAGUGUUGAGAAAAAAAGAGCAGAAGUAAAAUAAAAUAGUAGGGAGGCUAUAUAUACAGGGGGGUACCGGUGCAGAGUCAAUGUGCGGGGGCACCGGCUAGUUGAGGUAGUUGAAGUAAUAUGUACAUGUAGGUAGAGUUAAAGUGACUAUGCAUAAAUAAUUAACAGAGUAGCAGCAGCGUAAAAAGAUGGGGUGGGGGGUGGGGGGUGGGGGUGGGGGACAGUGCAAAUAGUCCGGGUAGCCAUGAUUAGCUGUGUCUUAUGGCUUGGGGGUAGAAGCUGUUGAGAAGUCUUUUGGACCUAGACUUGGCACUCCGGUACUGCUUGCCGUACGGUAGCAGAGAGAACAGUCUAUGACUAGGGUGGCUGGAGUCUUUGACAAUUUUGAGGGCCUUCCUCUGACACCGCCUAGUAUAGAGGUCCUGGAUGGCAGGAAGCUUGACCCCAGUGAUGUACUGGGCCGUACGCACUACCCUCUGUAGUGCCUUGCGGUCGGAGGCCAAGCAGUUGCCAUACCAGGCGGUGAUGCAACCAGUCAGAAUGCUCUCGAUGGUGCAGCUGUAGAAGUUUUUGAGGAUCUGAGGACCCAUGCCAAAUCUUUUCAGUCUCCUGAGGGGGAAUAGGCUUUGUCGUGCCCUCUUCACGACUGUCUUGGUGUGUUUGGACCAUGAUAGUUCGUUGGUGAUGUGUACACCAAGGAACUUGAAGCUCUCAACCUGUUCCAUUACAGCCCCGUCGAUGAGAAUGGGGGCGUGCUCAGUCCUCUUUUUUUUCCCUGUAGUCCACAAUCAUCUCCUUUGUCUUGGUCACGUUGAGGGAGAGGUUGUUAUCCUGGCACCACACGGCCAGGUCUCUGACCUCCUCCCUAUAGGCUGUCUCAUCGUUGUCGGUGAUCAGGCCUACCACUGUGGUGUCGUCGGCAAACUUAAUGAUGGUGUUGGAGUCGUGCCUGGCCAUGCAGUCAUGGGUGAACAGGGAGUACAGGAGGGGACUGAGCACGCACCCCUGAGGGGCCCCUGUGUAGAGGAUCAGUGUGGCAGAUGUGUUGUUACCUACCCUUGCUCAGGUGCAUCCUGUUUCCAUUGAUCAUCCUUGAGAUGUUUCUACAACUUGAUUGGAGUCCAGCAGUGGUAAAUUCAAUUGAUUGGACAUGAUUUGGGAAGGCACACAUCUGUCUAUAUGAGGUCCCACAGUUGACAAUGCAUGUCAGAGCAAAAACCAAGCCAAGAGGUCGAAGUAAUUGUCUGUAGAGCUCCGAGACAGGAUUGUGUCGAGGCACAGAUCUGGGGAAUGGUACCAAAAAAUGUCUUCAGCAUUGAAGGUCCCCAAGAACACAGUGGCCUCCAUGAUUCUUAAAUGGAACCACCAAGACUCUUCCUAGAGCUGGCCGCCCGGCCAAACUGAGCAAUCGGGGGAGAAGGGCCUUGGUCAGGGAGGUGACCAAGAACCCGAUGGUCCCUCUGACAGAGCUCCAGAGUUCCUCUGUGGAGAUGAGAGAACCUUCCAGAAGGACAAACAUCUCUGCAACAAUCAGGCAUUUAUGGUAGUGGCCAGACAGAAGCCACUCCUCAGUAAAAGGCACAUGACAGCCUGCUUGGAGUUUGCCAAAAGGCACCUAAAGACUCUCAGACCAUGAGAAACAAAAUUCUCUGGUCUGAUGAAACCAAGAUUGAACUCUUUGGCCUAAAUGCGAAGCGUCACAUCUGGAGGAAACCUGGCACCAUCCCUACGGUGAAGCAUGAUGGUGGCAGCAUAAUGCUGUGGGUGUUAUUUUCAGUGGCAGGGACUUGGUGACUAGUCAGGAUCGAAGGAAAGAUGAACGGAGCAAAGUACAGAGAGAUCCUUGAUGAAAACCUGCUCCAGAGUGCUCAAGACAUCAGACUGGGGCGAAUGUUCACCUUCCAACAGGACAACGACCCUAAGCACACAGCCAAGACAACGCAGGAGUGGCUUCGGGACAAGUCUCUGAAUGUAUUUGAGUGGCCCAGCCAGAGUCCGGACAUGAACCCGAUUCGAACAUCUCUGGAGCGACACUCCCCAUCCAACCUGACAGCUUGAGAGGAUCUGUAGAGAAGAUUGGGAGAAACUCCCCAAAUACAGGUGUGCUAAGCUUGUAGCGUCAUACCCAAGAAGACUCGUGGCUGUAAUCGCUGCCAAAGGUGCUUCAACCUGUUUUUGCUUUGUCAUUAUGGGAUAUUGUGUGUAGAUUAAUAAGGGGGGGGAAAAAACAAUUUCAUCCAUUUUAGAAUAUGGCUGUAACAUAAAAAAUGUGGAAAAAGUCAAGGAGUCUGAAUACUUUCCGAAUGCACUGUACAUACACUGAGGAUACAAAACAUUAGGAACCCCUGCUUUUUCCAUGACAUAGACUGACCAGGUGAAAGCUAUGAUCCCUUAUUGAUGUCACUUGUUAAACACACUUCAAUCAGUGUAGAUUAAUGGAGGAAACAGGUUAAAGAAGGAUUUUUAAGCCUUGAGACAAUUGAGACAUAGAUUGUGUAUCAAAUCAAAUUGUAUUUGUCACUUUUUUUAAUUUUUUAUAUUAUCUUUAUUUAACUAGGCAAGUCAGUUAAGAACAAAUUCUUAUUUCCAAUGACGGCCUAAACGGGCCAAACCCGGAGGACGCCUUCUGUCCUGCACACAACUGGAUACAUGGAAAGUGAUCAAUGCACCUUACAUUUACACGUACACUACUGUUCAAAAGUUUGGGGUCACUUAGAAAUGUCCUUGUUUCCGAAAGAAAAGCAAUUUUUUUGUCCAUUAAAAUAACAUGUAUUUGUCCUCUUGCUCAGUUGUGCACUGGGGCCUCCCACUCCUCUUUCUAUUCUGGUUAGAGCCAGUUUGCGCUGUUCUGUGAAGUCAGUAGUACACAGCGUUGUACAAGAUCUUCAGUUUCUUGGCAAUUUCUCGCAUGGAAUAGCCUUCAUUUCUCAGAACAAGAAUAGUCUGACGCGUUUGAGAAGAAAGUUAUUUGUUUCUGGCCAUUUUGAUUCUGUAAUCGAACCCACAAUUGCUGAUGCUCCAGAUACUCAACUAGGCUCAAGAAGGCCAGUUUUAUUGCUUCUUUAAUCAGCACAACAGUUUUCAGCUGUGCUAACAUAAUUGCAAAAGGGUUUUCUAAUGAUCAAUUAGCCUUUUUAAAUGAUAAACUUGGAUUAGCAAACACAAUGUGCCAUUGGAACACAGGACUGAUGGUUGCUGAUAAUGGGUCUCUGUACGCCUAUUUAGAUAUUCCAUUAAACAUCAGCCGUUUCCAGCUACAAUAGCCAUUUACAACAUUAACAAUGUCUACACUGUAUUUCUGAUCAAUUUUAUGUUAUUUUGAUGGAUAAAAAAAAUAGCUUUUCUUUCGAAAACAAGGACAUUUCUAAGUGACCCCAAACUUUUGAACGGUAGUGUACUUUUGGAGGGAGAGUGAGAGACGGAAAAUGAAUACUAUAAUGCAGAAAGUCAAUAGAUUUCAACAGUCAGUCAAUAGAUCUACUUUUGUGAGCUUGCCUUUUGACAUUAUUAAGAUGUUUGCCCUGAAGCACAGUACACACACUCUGUCCCUGUGCACUUACUUACUCUGUCAGGCUCUCCCUGAGUACUGAGUCAACAACAAGAUGGAGUUCACAGGACCAGGGGAAGUACUUUACAACUCAGUAUGGGGCGAAAACACAAACACACACACACUCAGGGUCACACACUCACACUCACUCGUAGUCCUAGAAUAGAAAAAUACUCUCUUAGUUGCAGUAGUUUUUUGCUUUCUAACAGCUCAGGGCAGGGUUUUGGGGAUGGCAUCCAAAUGCCUUCUCUUUAUAGGUUGUGGCGUCUGUGUUCCUGAUAUGUUAUUGUGUUAGAGGGACCUUGUCUAUACCAUCUCAGUCUCCAUUCACUUGUGUUACUCUAUAAAGGUUUAUAACUAGAAUAUGGAUCUGAUUUUAAUUACAUCAUUUAUCUUGAUCAUUUUGGCAAGUUUGGGUUACUCUGUAUUAAUUGUAUCGCUUUGAUGUGAAGUCAUCUCUAUUCUGUUUCCUUUCUUAAUUUGGCCAAUGUGUUUAUGUUUAAUUAGUUGUGUUUAGUAUAGGCCUGUGAGCAUAAUGUGAUAUUCUGUCUUUCUUUCCUUAUCUCCCUUCCUCCAUUCCUCUCUCCUUUCCUCUUCUUCCCCUAGUCUCCAUCCCAUGGUGGUGUCCGCGGUUGGUGGUCUCUGUCGGAGCUGGACGUUCUACUCCUGGCGGGCACGGCUGGCCACACCCUCAGCCUGUCGGCCAGCAGCUUCGUGGAGGAGGAGCACCAGGUCUGGUACUUUCUGCUCAACACCCUCUGCCUGGUCGUCUUCCAAGACGUCUGUCGCAAGUACUUCCGGGAGCACCGUGCUAACAUUGGGAGCUUGGAGGGCGAAGACUACCUCCUCCCCUCUAAUGAGGGGGACGCGGUUGCCUCACCGUUGGCUGAUUUGGGGGUGACGGACGCGGGUUCGGAGAGGUGGCUGGCCCUGGCGACCCCGCCGCUCACCCUGGCGUGUUGUCGUCUGCUGCGCUCGCUCAACCAGACCGGGGUGCAGUGGGCUCACCUGCCUGACCUGGGACACUGGCUCAACAGGUGGGUAUGCUGAAGUUUGAUACUAUGUAUUGUUGUGUUGUGUGUUACUUCACUCAGGAUGAAUGUUGCCAUAAGCAGAGCUCCAUACAAUACUAUAUAGUGCUAGUUGAAUAUAUUACAUUUUCUUCAUUUGAAGCAGUCUUUUUUAGUUUGCUUUUUGCCAGUUCAGAUCCUUUGGCCAAUUAAUUACAAUUCUGGGUACACACUCCAAACACUUUGCACCCCACUGCUUUGUAAGGCCAUCGUCAGUUUACAUCCCUGUUAGUGAGCAUUUCUCCUUGGCCAAGAUCAUCCAUCCACCUGACAGGUGUGGCAUAUCAAGAAGCUGAUUAAACAGCAUGAUCAUUACACAGUUGCACCUUGUGCUGGGGACAAGAAAAGGCCACUAAAAUGUUUUUUCACACAGCUCAAUGCCACAGAUGUCUCAAGUUUUGAGGGAGCGUGCAAUUGGCAUGCUGACUGCAGAAAUGUCCACCAGAGCUGUCGCCAGAGAAUUUAAUGUUCAUUUCUCUACCGUAAGCCGCCUCCAACUUCGUUUUAGAGAAUUUGGGAAUAUGUCCAACCGGCUUCACAACCGUAGGCCACGUGUAACCACGCCAGCCCAGGACCUCCACAUCCAGCUUCUUCACCUGCGGGAUCGUCUGAGACCAGCAACUCGGACAGCUGAUGAAACUGAGGAGUAUUUCUGUCUGUAAUAAAGCUCUUUUGUGGGGAAAAACGUAUUCUGAUUGGCUGGGUCUGGCUCCCCAGUGGGUGGUCCUUGCUCCCAAGUGGGUGGGCCUAUGCCAUCCAAGGCCCCUGCCCAGUCAUGUGAAAUCCAUAGAUUAGGGCCUAAUGAAUUUAUUUCAAUUGACUGAUUUCCUUAUAUGAACUGUGACUCAGUAAAAUCAUUGAAAUUGUUGCAUGCAUUUAUAUUUUUGUUCAGUAUAUAAAAGAAACAGCUCAUGGUAGCUAAUACUGUUCCAUAGGAUUCAACCUGGUCUUAGUCUGCCCGAGACAGCUCCUCAUCUGAUCCUUGUUUCCAACAUGAUUUCUCUCCUUUCUGUUAGACCUAUGGUCAUUUUCAUCUGGUUGUCUUAGCUGCAUCUUACUCACUCCCUCAGGAAUCAGGUUAACGUGCUUCAUUGUCUAGCCAUGUAUUGUAUCCACUCAGUCAUUCUUCCUCCUUGGAGCUCCCUCAAGGCUGCAGGACCGCCACACAGACAGAUGGCUAGUCCGGGCUGGUCUCCCAGUCUGAACCAGGGCCCAUUCCACCCCAUUAGAUCUGUGCUCUGGCCAAGAUUUUGUCCACAUGCUUAUGUAACUUAGUGGUAAACACCCAGGAAACGUACAUUUGAUGUAUAUGGUCAACCCUGGAAUGACUCUUCAGGUUAUGUCUUAAUGGUCCAAUGCAGCCGUUUUUAUCUCAAUAUCAAAUCUGAAGUACCUUACUGUGAUUGUUUUCAAUUAAAUGGUCAAAAAUAAACAAAAAUAGCUUCUUAACAACAGCUAUUUUAGCAUUUGUCUUAGUUUUAGUCUUAAAAUAUCUUCUAGUCUUUGUCACAUUUUAGUCAUUUCAUCCUUCGUUAGCUUUAGUCGACUAAAACUCAAUUUUAGUCUAGUUUAUCGUCCUUGCUGUGGAUGGCCCUUUAGUCACAGUCAUUUUAGUCACAUAAUAGUCAGUGCAUUUUUUUGUCAGGCAGGCAAAAACUCCAUCCCACCAAAACAGGCUGAAACUUCAGGCGGUCUUUUCAAACAGCUUUUGCACUAAAAGGCAUUAUCAUAAUUUUCACAAUUUAUUUUAUUCCAACCUCAUAGUAUGGAAAUAUAUAUAAAACACAGGAAAAGCACAUGUUUGACUGCACUGGGCCUUUAAACAGCUACAACUAGUGAAGUUUUAGCUUGCCAGAAAACAUAGGAGAUCAUUACCAAGCUUCUUUGUAGUGUUGCCCUGGUAAAGCAGUCCUUAGGGCUCUUUAGUCAUAAGGUGAUCAUACUGUACAUGGUUAUGACAAGUCUUAUAAUGCAUUAUGACAACAUCAUAAUGCCUUAUACUCAUGGUCUCUGAGUAACGUGUUAGGAACGCUGACAUUCAAAAGUGUGGCUCUUAAAAAGUGGGUGAGCUUCUGAACAUACAGAAGACUUGGUGAACCCCCCAGUACCUUGGUAAAGGACCUAGGCUAAUGAAUGAAAGAACAUUUGUUGUUUAGACCAAGAGAAAAUGCAUGGAGUGUUAUCCAUUAGCGCCUGUGCCUGUUACCUUACCUUAUUAUCUCUGCAGCACCAUAAUGGUGGCUAGUUUCCUCACAUCAAGGUUAUAAAUAAAAGUGGAGUAACUCCCAUAGGAGCUAAAAGCAAUGAGUCAUAUCCUUGGCUGUCUCUGGAAGUAGCAUUAGUCUAUUCCUUUCUAUUGUAUGUUGAAAGCCUCUCUCCGACUGCCCUGUAAUUCUUCAGUGAAAAAAGCUCAAGGCAGAUUUUAGGGCCAAGAUAACAAGCCUAAAUAACCUCAGAAUCCGAGCCCAAAUCAGAUUAUCAACGAGCCGCCAUACACUCGGAUUCUCUGAAAGAUGUACAAAAAAACUUCUGUCUGGCAGAAAGUUUGAGGAACCAUCAGCGAACCCGCUGUUCUCAUUGUUGAACCCAAGGUUUUUCUGUCCAUUAGCGUUCUCACAGCUCCACAAGUAACAAGAUGAAUGCCUUGCGCUGAAGGGCACUGGGUUCAGCGUUUGUGGAAUUAGAAUUUCCUUCCCACCGUCAUUAGCUGACCUUUUUCCUGUCUGGCGCUGCCCCCUUUUCCCAUAUUCCCCCCUGCUCUAUGCUGUGUGGGUAAUGACUCCGGCAUCGUUCCUCCUUCAUGUACCCCCAAGGUGCCUGUCUGUUCCCCUUACUAUCCCAACCCCCUGCCCUGAUACCAGGGCUAUACUGUCCUUCUGGCGUACCUGGGCUGCAUCUCAAUAGUCAAACGUGGCUUCUUCUUCCUUGUCUCUUCUCUUUCAACUGCAGUGAUAUGAAUGCAAAGAAGGUUACAUGAAAGCACAAAAGUAGAUACUUACUGGGAAGUUGCUAUCACCAGUCCAGUUCUUUCUCAUCAGGGUAGAUAAUGUGGAGGAAAGAAAGUUCCUUCAAGCUAUUGUACUCUCUUACUCUAUUGCUUCCCUGAGAUGUUCUCUUCUUACCUGAGAUGUUCUCUUCUUACCUGAGAUGUUCUCUUCUUCCCUGAGAUGUUCUCUUCUUACCUGAGAUGUUCUCUUCUUCCCUGAGAUGUUCUUUUCUUCCCUGAGAUGUUCUCUUCUGUCCUUGAGAUGUUCUCUUCUGUCCCUGAGAUGUUCUCUUCUGUCCCUGAGAUGUUCUCUUCGGUCCCUGAGAUGUUCUCUUCGGUCCAUGAGAUGUUCUCUUCGGUCCCUGAGAUGUUCUCUUCGGUCCAUGAGAUGUUCUCUUCGGUCCCUUAGAUGUUCUCUUCUUCCCUGAGAUGUUCUCUUCGGUCCCUGAGAUGUUCUCUUCGGUCCCUGAGAUGUUCUCUUCAGUCCCUGAGAUGUUCUCUUCUUACCUGAGAUGUUCUCUUCGGUCCCUGAGAUGUUCUCUUUGGUCCCUGAGAUGUUCUCUUUGGUCCCUGAGAUGUUCUCUUUGGUCCCUGAGAUGUUCUCUUUGGUCCCUGAGAUGUUCUCUUUGGUCCCUGAGAUGUUCUCUUUGGUCCCUGAGAUGUUCUCUUUGGUCCCUGAGAUGUUCUCUUUGGUCCCUGAGAUGUUCUCUUCGGUCCCUGAGAUGUUCUCUUUGGUCCCUGAGAUGUUCUCUUCGGUCCCUGAGAUGAUCUCUUUGGUCCCUGAGAUUAUCUCUUCGGUCCCUGAGAUGUUCUCUUCUUACCUGAGAUGAUCUCUUUGGUCCCUGAGAUGAUCUCUUCUUCCCUGAGAUGUUCUCUUCUUACCUGAGAUGUUAUCUUUAUACCUGAGAUGUUCUCUUCUUACCUGGGAUGUUCUGUUCUUACCUGAGAUGUUCUCUUCGGUCCCUGAGAUGUUCUCUUUGGUCCCUGAGAUGUUCUCUUUGGUCCCUGAGAUGUUCUCUUUGGUCCCUGAGAUGUUCUCUUUGGUCCCUGAGAUGUUCUCUUUGGUCCCUGAGAUGUUCUCUUUGGUCCCUGAGAUGUUCUCUUCGGUCCCUGAGAUGAUCUCUUCGGUCCCUGAGAUGAUCUCUUUGGUCCCUGAGAUGUUCUCUUCGGUCCCUGAGAUGAUCUCUUUGGUCCCUGAGAUGAUCUCUUUGGUCCCUGAGAUGAUCUCUUCAGUCCCUGAGAUGUUCUCUUCUUACCUGAGAUGAUCUCUUUGGUCCCUGAGAUGAUCUCUUCUUCCCUGAGAUGUUCUCUUCUUACCUGAGAUGUUAUCUUUAUACCUGAGAUGUUCUCUUCUUACCUGAGAUGUUCUUCUUACCUGAGAUGUUCUCUUUGGUCCCUGAGAUGUUCUCUUUGGUCCCUGAGAUGUUCUCUUUGGUCCCUGAGAUGUUCUCUUCGGUCCCUGAGAUGAUGUCUUCGGUCCCUGAGAUGAUCUCUUUGGUCCCUGAGAUGAUCUCUUUGGUCCCUGAGAUGAUCUCUUCGGUCCCUGAGAUGUUCUCUUCUUACCUGAGAUGAUCUCUUCGGUCCCUGAGAUGAUCUCUUCUUCCCUGAGAUGUUCUCUUCUUACCUGAGAUGUUAUCUUUAUACCUGAGAUGUUCUCUUCUUACCUGGGAUGUUCUGUUCUUACCUGAGAUGUUCUUCUUACCUGAGAUGUUCUCUUUGGUCCCUGAGAUGUUCUCUUCGGUCCCUGAGAUGUUCUCUUCGGUCCCUGAGAUGUUCUCUUCGGUCCCUGAGAUGAUCUCUUCGGUCCCUGAGAUGUUCUCUUCUUACCUGAGAUGUUAUCUUUAUACCUGAGAUGUUCUCUUCUUACCUGGGAUGUUCUGUUCUUACCUGAGAUGUUCUUCUUACCUGAGAUGUUCUCUUUGGUCCCUGAGAUGUUCUCUUCGGUCCCUGAGAUGUUCUCUUCGGUCCCUGAGAUGUUCUCUUCGGUCCCUGAGAUGAUCUCUUCGGUCCCUGAGAUGUUCUCUUCGGUCCCUGAGAUGAUCUCUUCGGUCCCUGAGAUGAUCUCUUCGGUCCCUGAGAUGAUCUCUUUGGUCCCUGAGAUGAUCUCUUUGGUCCCUGAGAUGAUCUCUUUGGUCCCUGAGAUGUUCUCUUCUUACCUGAGAUGAUCUCUUUGGUCCCUGAGAUGAUCUCUUCUUCCCUGAGAUGUUCUCUUCUUACCUGAGAUGUUCUCUUUAUAUCUGAGAUGUUCUCUUCUUACCUGGGAUGUUCUGUUCUUACCUGAGAUGUUCUUCUUACCUGAGAUGUUCUCUUCGGCCCCUGAGAUGUUCUCUUCUUCUCUGAGAUGUUACCUGAGAUGUUCUCAUCUUGUGUAUUCUCAACUUGUUUUGGAUUAAUUGCCCUACUGCUUAAAAUGAACAUUCCACAGGUGCGUUAAGACCAGUAAUAUGUAGCCGACACAGCUUUACACCAGCUGUCUUGCAGGUGUGUAAUCUACCACAUUACUGUAAUAAAAGUGUAAACCUUGUGCCAAGGACUUCCUCUCUUUUCCACUAGCUCUGCCUACGUACAGAACAGUGGGACCUGAGUACAGUAAAUGGGGGAUGGGGGUGGGUGGGGGUAUUUUGUACACUCAGUAUAUGUGGUCAUUUUUUGAUAUACAGGGUAAAGUUGAUCAUUUCAUAAUUAGGACAGCAAUCACUUUUGCUACCCGUACUGCAGGAAAGGAAGAUAAUAUCACUCCAAGUCAGUCAUAACUUCAAAACGGUCUAAAUAACCAUUAGAGUAUGAGACAGCACUUACACACUAAUGACUCUAAUUAAUGUGUAAUUAGUGCAGUUUGAAGUGGUUUAAAUUAAGUGGUUUAAAUGUUAAUCUGUUCUGUUUCUAUAGCUUGGAACACAAGAUUGUGCUGUCCUUGUUGGCCGCCUUGUCAUUGGCUCUGAUCUACUUCCUGGUCCAGCGAAGAUGUUCCUGGGUGUCCAAGAUUGCCCUGGCCCUCGGCCUUCUGGGUGUCUACAGCUACCGGGCGGCG